Messenger RNA from Emiliania huxleyi CCMP1516, 681 nucleotides. RefSeq lists its product as hypothetical. The transcript has 2 exons. The record is from RefSeq and is a predicted model, not a curated record. Lineage: Eukaryota; Haptophyta; Isochrysidales; Noelaerhabdaceae. The annotation marks the transcript as partial.
AUGCGGCAAAGCUGCUGGCACUUCCUGUUGCCGCUGGCCAGCGGCCUCCGGCUGGCUGCUCCGACGCUGGCGCGUCCCCGCUGUGCGAGUCCGCGCUUGGCUGCCGUAGAGCAGCCGCCAUCUGCGUUUCCCGCGCCGGCCGCGGCGAGCGUGCCGCCGCCGUCGCCUGCCGAGCCCGCGGCCAGCGGCGCACAGCAGCAGGCCAACCAGGCCGGCGAGGCUGCCCUGUCGGUGCUAUCGGGUCUGGGCGAGAAGCUCUCCGCCGCGGGCGAGGCGACGCGCAGCAUGCCCGUCGAGGUCUCUCUGCAACGGCUGCAGAGGGACAUGGCGAUGCUGGACCAGGCGGCCGGCGCGCGGCCGCAGGUGUCGCAGACGUCCUUCUUGGCGCUGUCGCUGACGGUGCUGGUGGCGGGCGUGGCGCCGCUCGGCCUCUCCGAGAAGCUCGUCGAAGUGCUCGUCCCUUCGAUGAGCGCCAUCUCCGCCGCCAUCGGUCUGUCGGCCGAGUUCAACGGCAAGGUCGAGGUGGCGCGAGGCAAGGAGAUCGCGGCGGUGACGCUGCAGGCCGCGGCGGAGGCGGAGUCGUACCUCGCCCAGGCCGAGCGCGCGAAGGCCAUCGUCGGCGCCUCCAUCAUCACCGAGAUCUACCUGAUCUGCCCCGUCUUCGCCGUCCUCUCGGCGGCG